AUGGACAUCGUGGAGAGGGUCCUCUCCGUGGCCCAGGCCAUCCAUGCCCAAUUCGAGCAGGUCAAGUGCUGUAAGCACCAGUGCCAGCGCCUUGUGGAGCGCAUCCAGAUCCUGCUGGAGCCCGUGAGGAUCCUCAAGGCUCAGCCGCCAAAGCACAUCUCCCACCACGAAGAGGAACUGCUGAAGAAGCUGCUCCGGGUGCUGGGGGAAGCCCAGAGACUGGUGAUGAAAUACAGCCAGACCAGCUGGAUUCAGAAGUUCCUGAGAGCCCGCAGCACUGGCGAGGAGUUCAUCUGGGUGAACGAGAGCCUGGAGGACAUCGCCCAGGGGCUCUCACUCCUGCUGCAGGCGGAGCAGAAGCAGGCUUUCCUGGAGGUUUUCCAGGCAAAGACAUGUCGCAGGCAGGAUGCCGAGGACCUGAGGGAUGACAGGGCUUUCUUGGACCAGGUGAUCGCAAGUACUGAGGAGCCCGAAGACAUGGCCAGGGAGAUCUACAUCGACAGGCAAUAUAUGGAGAGCAAGGUAGACUGGAUGCAAAGCGAGCUGAACAAAGUCGUGCGUGUGAUGGAGUGCCUGAAGAAGGUCAACGUUGGUAAAAGAGAAGAUAUCACCGAGAUCGAGCGGGACCACCUCACCUUCUACAGGCACCUGCAGGACACCGAGAGCUACGACCUCUACAAGGGCGAGUACCUCAAGUACCCCGUCGCCAUCAAAACCUUCAAGAGGCCGCUGACAACCGACUCGGCGAAGGUGAGAGACAUCUUCGAGAAGGAGGUUCAGACCCUGAAGAAGUUUGAGUCUCCAAACAUCCUGCGCAUGUACGGGAUCUGCAUUGAGGAGAAAGAUGGGAGCCCCUGCUUCUCCAUCGUCAUGGAGUACUGUAAGCACGGGACGCUGCGGGAUGUGCUGACCAAGCAACAGCAUCUCUCCUGGGAUGUCCGCAUUCGGAUGGCCCUGGGAGCCGCCAGAGGCCUUUACAGGGUGCACCAGACAGAGGAGAAGUCCCGACUCCACGGCUGCAUCUGCAGUAGCAAGUUCCUGGUGGCUGGGGAUUACUGCGUGAAGCUGUCGGGAUUUGAGCUGUGUGAAACAGAAUCAUCCAUCAAGAGGAAACACAAGAAAAACUGGAAACAAGUCUCUAUGUUGGCUUACGUCGCCCCUGAGAACAUGAAAGAUAGCAACUACCCCUACAAGAGGCCCUGUGAAAUAUACAGCUUCGGGAUCGUGCUGUGGGAGAUUGCGACCUCCAAAAUCCCAUUUGAAGGCUGCACUCCCCAGGAGAUCAUGGAGAAAGUCUGCAACCACCAUUACCGGGACCCUGUUGGGGAAGAUUGUCCUGAAGACCUGCAGAAAGUCAUUGACCAGUGCCCCUUUGACCCUUCCCAACGCCCUUCUGCCGAGGAGAUUGUGGACCUGCUGGCUGACCUGGAGAAAAGCAGAAACCAAGGAAGUUAA
This is a messenger RNA of Gymnogyps californianus (California condor), 1455 nucleotides long. It is a transcript of the gene MLKL, whose product is annotated as mixed lineage kinase domain like pseudokinase. The record is from RefSeq and is a predicted model, not a curated record. Gene Ontology annotation, molecular function: protein kinase activity; ATP binding. Gene Ontology annotation, biological process: protein phosphorylation; cell surface receptor signaling pathway. Lineage: Eukaryota; Metazoa; Chordata; Aves; Accipitriformes; Cathartidae.